Physcomitrium patens is the source of this 1949-nucleotide messenger RNA. RefSeq names its product F-box/kelch-repeat protein At2g44130. The record is from RefSeq and is a predicted model, not a curated record. Gene Ontology annotation, biological process: negative regulation of cytokinin-activated signaling pathway; regulation of phenylpropanoid metabolic process. NCBI's taxonomy places the organism in Eukaryota, Viridiplantae, Streptophyta, Bryopsida, Funariales, Funariaceae. Gene Ontology annotation, molecular function: protein binding.
UAUUAUAUCCUGUUCUGUUCCAAAAACUAUCUGGAAAGGGGAAUCGGAUCCACCUGCUAGUUAGAUGGUUUGUCCGAAGUCCCUUCCACUAGCACGCACUGUUCAUUCUUUAGGGCGAAGUGGUAGUGAUCAAGUGACCCACUUGCAGUACUAUGGGUACAAAGAGUCAACAUUCUCGCUCAGAUCGUGAUUGAGGAGUGAGUGAGUGAGUGAGUGAGUGAAUGAAUGAAGCUGGGCCGUUGAGUAGUGGCUGAGAAUGUUGAGGCGUGGGUGAGCUAGGAGAAGCUGGAGUGAGCUCAGUGCAUAUGACUAAGCUCGUCGGGUUUGGAGCGAAUUUUGAACUCAGUUUCGGGGUGAAGAUCUGAAGAUGGCGGACUUUGUGGCUUACAAGAGGAUGAUGGAGCUCAGCAGUGCGGAGGAGGAGGCCUCCCACUCGGGGCUCAUCCCUUCGCUUCCCGACGACGUAUUUCUCAAGUGUUUGGUGAAAGUGCCGUUGCAGUGGCAUGCGAAUCUGCAGCGGGUGUCGAGGGCUUUGCGGGAUUUGGUCCAGAGCUCGGAGUACUACGCCCAACGAAAGACAGAAGCUGCAACUAAUGCUCUCGUGUGCAUGUUGCAGCCCGUGCCGAUGAGUACGAAGUCAUUGGAGGAGAAGAUCAGUUCCUCUAGCACGGUGCCGGUGUCCGAUCCUGUUUAUGGAAUUACUGUCUUGGAUGUGGAGAACUCUGUGUGGGAGCGAUUGCCAGGGAUUCCUGGGCUGCCAAGCGGUUUGCCUCUGUUUUGCAAGCUCGUGAUUAUGAAGGGGGAACUUGUGGUGCUAGGAGGGUGGUGGCAGAUCACUUGGAAGCCCUCAAAGGUUGUGUUUGUUUACAAUUUCAGUAGCCAGAGGUGGAGGCGGGGAGCGGACAUGCCGAAUGCCCGGAACUUCUUCGCAGUUGGAGCUGUGGGUGACAAGAUAGUGGUGGCGGGGGGCCACGAUGAGGAUAAGAAGGCGCUUGCGUCAGUUGAGGCCUUCGACCUGGAGACAAACGCUUGGGUGAGUCUGCCGAGCAUGCGGGAGGAGCGCGACGAAUGCACCGGGGUUGUGGUCGACGGGAUGUUCUAUGUUGUGAGCGGAUAUGGCAGUGAUUCGCAAGGAAAUUUCAGAGAGAGUGGAGAAGUCUUCGAUCCUGCGAGAAACUCCUGGACGUUUGUUGACAACAUGUGGCCGUUCUCGUCGCCGGAUUCCGACUUGGCAAGCCCUAGCUCCUUGGCUACUAUGGCGGGGAAUUUGUACGGAGUUCUAAGGAAAGAGAUCGUUGUUUACUCGCAGGAGCGGAAUGCGUGGACGGUGGUGGCGACAAUACCCGAAGAAUCUGAAAAAGGAGAGCUGACGUCCUCGUCCAUCACCGCUAUUGGUAAUCGUCUGGUGAUCACAGGGUUUGCGAGAAAGAACAACACCGUGGCACUGCGAAUCUUAAGCCUAGCCCCUGCCCACGGUGCUUGCAAAGCUCAGUGGCAUACGAUUGAGGCGAACGACCAGUUUUUGAACCUAUCUCAAGCAUCUUGUGCGAUCGAGCUUUGAUUGUCUUUGCACGACAAUCAGUCCUGCGUCUCCUCAGCAUUGACGAUGAUCCACCCUAAGACUAGCUUCUCGGAGAUUCGCCAUCUUUAGAUAUUUCUGUAGCGUGUAGGAUUGUAGAGAAGCCCUAGACAUAUUUGGGAGCUUAGAGAUGAUCUCUUUCUACGAACUUUGCGUGUUUGGACAACACAAGCUUCGUAGAUCUAGAUCAGGGGCUUCAAAACGGCGUGUUACUUGUACUAGGACUAAGCGGGAGUGAGAGAAUUGCAUCAGAAAGUGGAGCUUACCAAUCUAGUACUGAUCAGUUUUCCAUUCAGGAAUGCAAGAAUAACUCAGAGGUUACUGUUUUUCCACUCCAGCUGUUUUAAUAUCUCACUCUCUCAUUCGAGCA